GGAAGAAGUUUUUAGACAGUCCAUGGUUUCACCAUGAUCUCUGUUAUGUUGUGAUGCUGUUUUAAUACAAACAGUUAUAAGUUGUAUUUCUUUACAUAGAAAAAUACAGUUCCGGUCAGUAAAUACAUGUAAUAUUCUCAUUCUCACAGUCGUGAGUUUUGAAGUAAGCAGGGAUAUCUUCUGUAUCAUCUGAACUGAGAUCUGCUGCUGUCAAGAUGAUGUUUGUUAAAAAAGAGAGUGAGGAGAACACCAGUGAACCAGAAACCUGGAGAAUAAAACACGAGAAACAAGGCCUGAUGAGAGUGAAAGAAGAAAAACAAGAUCUGAAUGAAGUGGAGGAGAAACAUCAGGAUCAGAAAGAUCAUGAUGUCAAUGGAGAAAAAUCAGUGAGUUGCAGCAUUCAAAUAACAGACGUCCAAAAUCCUUUCAGCUGCUCUCAGUGUGAAAAAUCUUUCAAAUAUAAAGGAAGCUUUAUGAAACACAUGAGAAUUCAUAGUGAGAAAAAGCCUUUCAGCUGUUUUCAGUGCGGAAACACUUUCACAUGCAACGAAAACCUUAAGAAUCACAUGUUAAUUCAUGCUGGAAUAAAGCCUUUUACCUGCUCUGAUUGUGGAAAGAGUUUUACACAGAAAGGACACCUUAAGAAUCAUUUGGUAACUCACUCUUUAGAAAAGCCUUUCAGCUGCUCUCAGUGUGGAAAAUCUUUCACACGGAAAACAAACCUUGAGGAUCACAUGUUAAUUCAUGCUGGGAUAAAGCCUUUUACCUGCUCUCAGUGUGGAAAGAGUUUCACACAGAAAGGACAACUUAAGGAUCAUUUUGUAGCUCACACUUCAGAAAAGCGUUUCAGCUGCUCUCAGUGUGGAAACAAUUUUAAACAUAAAAGAAGCCUUAUGAAACACAUGAGAAUCCAUAGUGGGGAAAAGCCUUUCAGCUGUUAUCAGUGUGGAAACACUUUCACGUGUAACGAAAACCUUAAGAAUCACAUGUUAAUUCAUGCUGGAAUAAAGCCUUUCACCUGCUCUCAGUGCGGAAAGAGUUUUACACAGAAAGGACACCUUCAGAAUCAUUUGGUAACUCACUCUUCAGAAAAGCCUUUCAUCUGCUCUAAGUGUGGAAAGUCUUUCACACGUAAAGGAUACCUUGAGACUCACAUGUUAAGUCAUGCUGGGUAAAAGCCUUUCAGAUGCUCUCAAUAUGGAAAGAUUUUCAUCUGUACAUGAGGAAUUGCACUUUGUUAACGAGGCUGCGUUCCACUCCACUUUUAGACAAAUGCUCGCAAACUUCUCUGAGCACUUCCCCUCAGGGAAAUCCCAGCUGCCAUUUGGAAGUGCGUUCCACUUUGUGAAGUGAAUAAGGAAAGUUUUAACAUGGACAGUCCUUCAACCCCUCUAUUUUGA
Carassius carassius (crucian carp) is the source of this 1400-nucleotide messenger RNA. Its product is annotated as gastrula zinc finger protein XlCGF8.2DB-like. The record is from RefSeq and is a predicted model, not a curated record. Lineage: Eukaryota; Metazoa; Chordata; Actinopteri; Cypriniformes; Cyprinidae. Gene Ontology annotation, molecular function: RNA polymerase II cis-regulatory region sequence-specific DNA binding; DNA-binding transcription factor activity. Bases 216 to 1175 code for a protein of 319 amino acids. The transcript is spliced from 2 exons. Gene Ontology annotation, biological process: regulation of transcription by RNA polymerase II.